AACAAAAUUCCGCGACAGAGAGAUAGAAAGGCUAAAUCAAUAAAAAGGGAGAUUCUAUUCUAAAACCAAAUUAGACGGGAGUGUAUAGAAUCGGGUAUUCGGGUCGGCCCGUAUUUUUCUUCCUCGCAGGAGAGACUUGUUGAACUUUUAGUCACGACUACUCUCGUAUUCAUCUUUCUCUGUUGCUUCGAGCUUAGAUUCAGUUGAGAAAGAUGGGAAGAUGUUUAACGAAGAGGUUGUUCCUAAUUCAGAGUCCGAUCCUGUUUCUUCAUCUCCUGAUCUCCUUCUCGUCCGGUGCAGUUAAACCGGAUUCGAAAGGAGUAUGCGUUUCUAAAGGAGGGCGGUUUCAGCCAUAUGAAUCAGAAGGAAAGCCUCCAAAAUCUGUUGGCAGAGGAUCCAAGGAUCUAACUCUGUGCCGGGUGUUCCGUAAAAGGACUUGUUGCUCUUCUGCUCAGACAAACUCUGCUUUCGUAGCUGUCAGAAACUUGGCCACUUACGGAGAAGCUAGUCAAGAUUGCCUGCAUUUGUUCGAGUUACUGGAGUGUUCGAUAUGUAAUCCAAAUGUUGGAAUUCAACCAGGGCCUCCUCGAAUUUGUGCGUCGUUUUGUAACAAAGUCUUUGAAGCUUGCAAAGACGCAUACUUCGCUAGUAAUGCACUUACACAGAUGAUUGGCCCCUGUGGAGUCAACGACGACAUCAUCUGCGUAAAGGCUUCAAAUUGGGAGUCCAAUGGCACAGCAUUCUGCGAAGCAGCUGGUUUUUCCGUUCAAACAAAUGAUGAUUCCAGAGAAGAACCGUGUUACGGAAGCAAAGCAAGUCUAGAAUCAGUGGUGGAAUCAUGGUCGAGAGAGACUCGAAAGAAGACCGCUUCAAAGACUGAGACUUUAUCAUGUUUUAAAGAUCUUUUGCAAUGGGUUCGCGUAAUGACAACGAUUCAGAAGAUUUCUUUGGGAGUUUCGUUUCUUGUAGCAGGAAUGUUCUUGAUCAGGCAAUGGCAUAACCGUAAUCAGAAGCAGCGGCUAGCUGCGAUUCAUAAGGCCGCUAGACGAUUGGGAGGGAACGUGAACGGGAAUUCAUACAGUGCAGCUAUAAAUAGAAGAAUAGUUCAAAGUUGAUUUCUUUUUCACCAGUGAACAGGCUGAGUAAGCUUAUGGAAGGAUAUUUUACAACAGUAGUUGCAAAAGCCAUGAAUUGACUGUUAUCAAAGUCGAAUCUUUACUACGUAAAGGGCUUGUCUCAAGUGAGAUUUUGACAAAUGCGUGAAUUACUGUGAUAUAAUGUUUGUCUAUUUAUACAGAAAACGUUAGAGCGAAAACAAAAUACAUAAGAAAAAAAACAAGCUGAGGCACCAGAGAGAAACAAAGGACAAUUUU
Eutrema salsugineum is the source of this 1373-nucleotide messenger RNA. RefSeq lists its product as uncharacterized. The record is from RefSeq and is a predicted model, not a curated record. The transcript is spliced from 4 exons. Bases 213 to 1115 code for a protein of 300 amino acids. NCBI's taxonomy places the organism in Eukaryota, Viridiplantae, Streptophyta, Magnoliopsida, Brassicales, Brassicaceae.